Messenger RNA from Papaver somniferum (opium poppy), 534 nucleotides. RefSeq lists its product as uncharacterized. The transcript has a single exon. Lineage: Eukaryota; Viridiplantae; Streptophyta; Magnoliopsida; Ranunculales; Papaveraceae. The coding region runs from base 1 to 534 and encodes 177 amino acids. The record is from RefSeq and is a predicted model, not a curated record. Gene Ontology annotation, molecular function: nucleic acid binding; RNA-DNA hybrid ribonuclease activity.
AUGGUCCAUGACUGUGAAGGGAGAAUGAAAGAACUUAUGUGGGGUUCUGAUUCUGAAAGAGAUAUUUUACACUACUUCUUUAUCCAGGCAAGGAAAAUGAGAAGAAUGACAAUUAUUGUGAUCUUUUUUCACCUGCCAAAUGAGAAUGAAUUGCUUUUAUGUUGUGAUGGUGCCUCUAGAGGCAAUCCAGGUACUGCAGGAUAUGGAUUUAUAGUUAGAAACUAUAUUGGUGCUUUUAUUUUUGCAGAAUCUGGUGGUCUGGGAAUUACUACUAACUAUGUUGCAGAAUUUAUAUUAUGUAUCAAAGCUAUGGAAUGGGCUGUUGAAAACCAGAAUGUCAGAUUAAUUCUGCAAUCAGAUUCGAAGACUUGUAUUAUAACUUUAAAGCAACAGAAGAUUUCAUGGUUUUUCUUGGCAAGAUGGCAAAAGGUUAUGGCUGGUAUACAUUCAAUAUCUUUCAAUCAUGUUUAUAGGGAAAUCAAUUUCUCUGCUGACCAUUUUGCUAAAAAAGGAGUUCACUUGCAGAAGGGAUAG